Messenger RNA from Talaromyces stipitatus ATCC 10500, 827 nucleotides. RefSeq lists its product as uncharacterized. The annotation marks the transcript as partial. Lineage: Eukaryota; Fungi; Ascomycota; Eurotiomycetes; Eurotiales; Trichocomaceae. The transcript is spliced from 4 exons. The record is from RefSeq and is a predicted model, not a curated record.
UUAUUUAAUGCACACGAUGCUGGAAAUGGCAUAAUGCAAGAUCCUGUGCCCGCCCCUCUCGAUGCCAGCUAUAUAGCUCCUCAGAGCAUACUGAAAAGGGCCAUGCCAAUCGCUGCACAGCCCUGGAACCUCAUCAAUGCCCUCCUAGAUGCAUACACUAGGACCCUAACACAAGGCAUAGGACAACCUUGGUGGAAUAAAGACUGCAAGAAUGCAUUACACAAUUACCGCUCAGGCCUCUGCUCAAAGACAGACUUCCGCAGGAUAACCAGAUGGUCUCAACGACAAUUUUGGCGAGAUAAGCUCUCUACAGUAACACAAAUGAAGGACGUCUUCAAUAUGAGCACCUUCCGAAGCCCUCCACUGAAGGAUCCACUGAGACCUAGCAGCCUCCCAGCAGUUACUAUACACGAGAAACGAGACGUACUAGUCCGAAAUCUUCUUCAAAACUCGGCUGAGGCAGGAGACAUACCUCUGGACUCCCCAGCAGUCCCUAUCACUAGCCUCUACUUUCCAGACAUAUCAAUGUCACAGGUGGAGGAGUCAAUACUUCAGGCAGGAAACACAGCUCCUGGCGCAGACGAAAUCCCAACCUGCAUACUCAAAGUAGCAUGGCCUUUAAUUAAGGAUAAGCAAUUAUCUAGAAACCAAAAAAGACUGAUUGGUCCUCGCCCAGAUCAUACAGACCGAUCGCUCUCCUAUCAGUUCUUGGCAAAGGACUCGAGCGCCUAGUGGCACGGAAUAUGGCAUGGAUCUCUAUACACUACAAAGUAUUAGCGAGACAACAGUUUGGAGCUCUCCCACUAAGAUCUGCAAACGAUCUGACU